Molecule: messenger RNA, 1263 nt
Organism: Paraphaeosphaeria sporulosa
Lineage: Eukaryota; Fungi; Ascomycota; Dothideomycetes; Pleosporales; Didymosphaeriaceae
Product: alpha/beta-hydrolase
Exons: 2
Coding region: 375-1106 (243 amino acids)
Biological process (GO): protein depalmitoylation
Cellular component (GO): cytoplasm
Molecular function (GO): carboxylic ester hydrolase activity; palmitoyl-(protein) hydrolase activity
Source: RefSeq, a predicted model, not a curated record
GCGCGAGUGGACAAAGAGGACUGGACGCAUACGCAAUGGCUCAAGCUAACCAGGGUCCUACCAAGCUUUGACGAGCCUCCUUGGCAAAGCUUAUUUGUGGAGCAUUACCUGAUAUUCACCCCGCGGUAGCUGGUGAGGGGCAGACCGAGUCUUCACAUCAGCUUCGUAGCAGCAGUUAAGUCCGUCAUAUCACGUUCAAGACAGAAUAGACUCAGAACUUCCCAGGGCAGUGUGGAAAGUCAGGCUGUACUCAAGCUUCGCUCCCACUCCUUCCGUUCCUUGGCGCAGAUCUGCGUCACAGCUCGUUCCCCACCAAAACGAGCUCCACAGCCUCACCCCACCGCGACGCUCAUGUCUUCUCGCCCAGCGCCACAAUGCCCGGCCGCCUUCCCACGCAGGCCGACUUCCCGUCCUCCGUGACGCUGAGCAUCACACCUCCACCACCCUCCCACCCCGCCACCAACAUCCUCAUCCUCCUCCACGGCCUCGGCGACACCCACUCAGCCUUCACAAAACUCGGCACGCAGCUCAAUCUCCCGGAGACAGCAUGUAUAUCCCUCCGCGCGCCGGCGCCGCUGCCCUUCGACCUGCCCGGCUUCCACUGGGGCGACGACAUGGUGUUUGACCAGCACAGUGGUGAGAUGGACGUCGACACCGGCUUUGCCGCCUCCACGAAGGUCGUUUUGGACACAGUGAUCAAGGAAGGAUUGAUUGCGAAAUGCGGAUACGCGGCGCGGGAGAUAGUGCUAUUUGGCUUCGCGCAGGGCGGCAUGCUCGCGUUGCAAGUUGCUUCUUCUUGUGGAGAGGAGCUCGGCGGUGUCGUUAGUGUCGGAGGCGCACCGAGUCUCUCUGCGCCGCUGCCGACAGUGGGGAAGAAGAAUCGCACGCCUGUGCUUGUGUGCAAGGCGAGCCGCGGGUCCAGCGUCACGGAUAGCGCGGAGAAGAGGCUGAAGGAUAUAUUUGAGUUUACAGAGGUGAAGGAGUGGAAGCGCGUUGGCGAUGGCAUGAUGCGGAACCGAGAGGAGAUGCUGCCGAUUAUGCAGUUUCUUGCGCGAAGGCUGCGGAGCAGAAGGGGUGUGCCGGAGGGCAGUGUAGAGUUGUCGUGAUGCGAUCGACGCACAGCAUUUAAUGGAUGAGCGCCUUACAUGUGUGCAGCUGAAAGACUGGCCUUCGAGCUGGAUGCAUUAUGGGCAUAGCCUACGAUCUUUACUGUGGCCUAUGAAGGAAAAACAAGACGGUUGGACCAUACAAUGCAGCGCGGAA